This is a messenger RNA of Balaenoptera musculus (blue whale), 1475 nucleotides long. Its product is annotated as lipase member N-like. The record is from RefSeq and is a predicted model, not a curated record. Bases 102 to 1298 code for a protein of 398 amino acids. NCBI's taxonomy places the organism in Eukaryota, Metazoa, Chordata, Mammalia, Artiodactyla, Balaenopteridae. Gene Ontology annotation, molecular function: hydrolase activity, acting on ester bonds. Gene Ontology annotation, biological process: lipid metabolic process. The transcript has 11 exons.
GUCAUAUCUCAUUCUUCAUUUUGUCACAUGCAAAAUUUCAGAAGUUCUUCAUCACUGAGAGUCCUCAGGAACAAGGGAAGUUCACCUAACUAGGCAUUCACAUGAUGUGGCUGUUUUUAACAACAACCUGUUUGAUUUGUGGAACUUUAAAUGCUGGCAGAUUCUUUAAUUUGGAGAAAGAAGCAAAUCCUGAAGUGUGGAUGAAUAUUAGUGAAAUCAUCACCUACAAUGGCUACCCCAGUGAGGAGUACAAAGUCACCACUCAAGAUGGGUACAUACUCAGUGUCAACAGAAUUCCCCAUGGACGAAGAGACACUAGGAGCACAGGUGCCCAGCCAGUUGUAUACUUGCAGCAUGCUCUGUUUGCAGACAGUGCCUCCUGGCUUCAGAAUUACGCCAAUGGCAGCCUUGGAUUCCUUCUAGCAGAUGCAGGUUACGAUGUAUGGAUGGGAAACAGUCGGGGCAACACUUGGUCAAGGAGACACAAAACACUCUCAGUGAAUGAAGAGGAAUUCUGGGCCUUUAGCUUUGAUGAAAUGGCCAAAUAUGAUCUCCCAGGAAUAAUAGACUUCAUUGUAAACAAAACUGGUCAAGAGAAGUUGUAUUUCAUUGGACAUUCACUUGGUACUACAAUAGGGUUUGCAGCCUUUGCCACCAUGCCUGAACUGGCACAAAGAAUCAAAAUGAAUUUUGCCUUGAGUCCUGUGAUCUCACUCAAAUACCCCACGGGCAUUUUUACCAGUUUUUUCCUACUUUCAAGUUCCUCAGUCAAGAGGCUUUUUGGUACCAAAGGUUUCUUUUUAGAAAAUAAAAUAAGGAAGUCACCUUCUACCAAAAUCUGCAACAAUAUAAUAUUACGGGUGAUAUGUAUUGAAUUUAUGUCUUUAUGGGCCGGAUUCAACAUGAAAAAUGUGAACAUGAGCCGAAUGGAUGUGUAUAUGUCCCAUUCUCCCACUGGAUCGUCAAUACAGAACAUCCUGCAUAUAAAACAGCUUUACCGAUCUGAUGAAUUCAGAGCUUAUGACUGGGGAAGUGAAGCUGAGAACAUGCAUCAUUACAAUCAGAGUCGUCCCCCACUAUAUGACCUGACUGCCAUGAAAGUGCCUACUGCUAUUUGGGUUGGUGGAAAAGAUGUCCUUGUAACACCCCGGGAUGUAACCAGGAUACUCCCCCAAAUCAGGAAUCUCCAUUACUUCAACCUAUUGCCAGAUUGGAACCACUUUGAUUUCAUCUGGGGCCUCGAUGCUGCUCAACGUGUGUACAGUAAAAUCAUAGAUUUGAUGAAGUCAUUUCCCUGACUGCAAUACAUCUACUCUUCAGGUAAUGAACACCUGGUCCCAGACUGUCAAAGCAUGUCAUCAACAGUGUGGGAUGGAGAAGCUCUGCACAUUGAAAACAGAAGCCAACAAAUCAGCAUUGGGGUGGAGCAAAGGGAAAAUUACUAACCACAUACUGUACAAGACUUAUCAUAAGGC